UGUGCUGUUGGAAGGAUGCUGAUCUGAGCGUCUGCCCUCGGAACAAUACAGUGACAUGCAGCGUGCCAGCAAUAUGGAGCGUAUCGCUUUUAAUUCCCGUUGUAUAGCUAAUAUGCGUUUUUUGUGCUAGACGAGACAAAAGAACAAUGUGGAUACCGACCGAACACGAAAAAUAUGGCGUGGUGCUGGCAAACUUUCGUGGAACGGUUCAGCAUGGGCUGCCCCUGGAGAUUGGAGACACGGUGCAGAUUUUGGAGAAAUGUGAAGGAUGGUACAGAGGAUUCGUUGUAAGGAAUCCAAAUGUCAAGGGAAUAUUCCCAAGCAGUUACAUUCAUCUGAAACAUGCCCACAUUAAGAACAAGGGGCAGUUUGAGACAGUCAUCCCGACAGAGGAGUCGGUCAUCACGGAGAUGACGGUGACUUUGAGAGACUGGGGAACCAUGUGGAAACAGCUCUAUGUGAAGAACGAGGCUGAGCUCUUCCACAGACUUUGGCAUGUAAUGACAGAGAUCCUGGAGCUGAGACAGCAGGUCCUGCUCGGUCACCUGACCCAUGAGCGCAUGACUGACAUCAAACAGCACAUUGUAGCGAGGCUCGACUGGGGCAACGAGCAGCUGGGAUUGGAUCUGGUCCCCAGGCGGGACUUCAGUAUGGUAGACCCAGAUGAGAUCAGCGUCACCGAGCUCUAUCGCCUGAUGGAGAGGCGGCACCGUAAGCGAGAGCUUCCGCCUCAGGCCAACAUGCAUCACCUGUUCCUGCAGACCAACAGCUUGCUGAACUGCAGCCUGGCCGAAGAGCUCGAGGUCUUCUUCUUCAUCUACGACAGCAGGGAGAUGCGACCGAUCAGCGAAAGGUUUUUGGUGCGCCUCAAUAAGCAGGGGGUUCCUAAGUCACCGGAGAAAACAGAAAGGCAGUGCACGCUCUUUGUCGAUUUGGGAAGUAGCGAUCUCCGCAAAGAUGUAUAUGUUGUAGCUCAUAUUUUUAGAAUAGGGCGAAUGGUUGCUGGCGAGAAGAAGUCUGUGAGUAACACGCAGUAUAGACGGCCGUUUGGUUGCGCUGUGAUCAACGUGUGUGAUCUGCUGACAGCCGACUGCAAGGACGAGCACCUGCUCAAAGUUUACUCAUGCAACACUGAAAGCGAGUGGUAUCAAAUACAUGACAACAUUAUUCGGAAGGUCAGUUCCCGAUACAGCCAGGUCAGCUCCGGCACAGGACUCGCUGUUUCACUGCAGUUGCUGCACGGAGACCUGGAGCAGAUUCAGAAGGAAUACAUGCGUCUCUUCACACGCAACGUUUCCAUCACAAGGAGGCUUGGCUUCUCUGAGAUCAUCAUGCCAGGAGAAAUCAGGAACGACCUCUAUGUGACCCUGGAGAGAGGGGAGUUUGAGAAAGGGGGGAAGAGCGUGGCGAGGAACGUGGAAGUCACCGUGUAUCUGCUGGGAGCUGAUGGCCAGGUACUGAAGGGUCUGGUGUUUUCAGGUUCAGGUGAGCCCGGGAUGGAUGAGUUCCACUCAUUUGUCCUGUACCACAGUAACAGUCCUCGCUGGUCAGAGCAGAUCAAGCUGUGUGUUCCUCCUGAGCUGUUCAGACUUGCUCACCUGCGCUUCGAGUUCAGACACUGCUCCACGAAGGAGAAGGGAGAGAAAAAGCUGUUUGGUUUCUCAUUUGUGCCGCUCAUGCAAGAGGACGGGAGAACACUGCCUGAUGGCACUCAUGAACUCAUCGUCCACAAGUGUGAAGAGACUGCAAACCUGCAGGACUUGUCUCGCUACCUGAAACUGCCAUUCUCUAAAGCCAGUCUACAGCCUGGCACCAACCAGACCAUGAAGAGCAGCAAAGAGUCCUUCUGGAUGCUCUCGACGCUCUGCUCCACCAAACUCACGCAGAACGGUGACAUGUUGGAUUUGCUGAAGUGGAGAACCCAUCCGGAUCGGAUCAUGGACGGCUUGUCCAAACUGAAGGACAUGGAUGGCACAGAGAUAGUUAAGUUUUUGCAGGACACCUUGGACACAUUGUUUGCCGUGUUAGACGAGAGCCCGCAGAGAUACGGACUGAAAGUGUUUGACUGCCUGGUGCAUGUCAUCAAUUUGCUGCAGGACAGUAAAUUCCAGCACUUCAAACCCGUCAUGGACAACUACAUUGAGAAUCAUUUUGCAGGCGCUUUGUCAUACAGAGACCUGAUCCGAGUUUUGAAGUGGCAUGUGGACCGGAUCAUCGAUGCUGAGCACCACGAGCAGAUACAGCAGGUCCUGAAGGCUGCAGAGUACCUGUUUAAAUACAUCGUGCAGUCUCGCAGGCUCUAUGCGGCAGCGACUGUGGCACAGGGUGAAGACGAGUUCCGCUGCUCCAUCCAUGAACUCUUCAAAUCCAUCCAUCUGUUCCUUUCUCAUGAGAGUAAAGGAAUCAGCCCCGUCACACACACACAGGCUGUGUUCCUGAGGUCGUUUCCCACCGUGUGCUGUGAACUGCUGAAGGUGUUCGGUGUCCGUGAGGUGGCGAAUCUAGCGCGCGACACACUGAGCAGUCUGCCCACUCUAACACACACAGACUGCCCUCUGCAGGCCGUCAAGCUGCAGUGCAUGGCCAAGACUGUGGAGAGCCCACUUUACACCAACCCAGAGUCACGUUGUGUGCUCCUACCCGUGGUCCUCCAUCUCCUCCUCACUUACCUGAAGGAGCAGAAGGAGUUGGUUCUAUGUGCGAACAUCCUCACCAGCAUGCUGUCUCUUGUCCACAGAGACCCAAACACAGAGUGUGUGGCACCUGAAGAGGUUAAUGUAAUAAUGGACAGUCUGUCUGGAGUGUUAUUGAAGACGAUACUGGAGGUAACUAACCGUCCCCAGCCAGCCGCCACCUCGAUGCGUCUGCAAUAUCAGGAUGUGACCGGUGAGUUUGUGGCCUGUUUGCUGACUCUCCUCAGGCAGUUAAGUGAUAAGGACUACCAGAAGCUCCUGAGCCGAUUCCCUACAAAAGACGAGCUGGCGAAUUUUCUUCUGCAGCUGUUCACUGUCUUUAGAAUAUUGAUUAGGCCAGACAUGUUUCCUAAAGACUGGACAGUCAUGAGAUUGGUCACCAACAAUGUGAUCAUCACCUCGGUCCUGUAUCUUUCCGACACUCUCAGAAGCAACUUCCUUAAUGAGAAAUUUGACUUCAAGGUAUGGGAGUCCUAUUUUUACCUCUCUAUAAUAUUCGUCAUCCAGCCGUGUCUCCAGCUCGAGACGUUCCCUCCGUCCAAGAGGAAGAAAGUUCUGGAAAAGUACGGAGACAUGCGAGUGAUGAUCGGAUGUGAGAUCUUCAGCAUGUGGCAGAAUCUGGGAGAUUAUAAAGUGAAUCUGAUCCCUUCUCUGAUUGGUCCAUUCCUGGAGGUGACCCUGGUACCACAGCCUGACCUGAGAAACGUCCUCAUCCCUGUCUUCCAUGACAUGAUGGACAGCGAGGAACGCCGCAGUGGCAACUUCAAACAGGUGGAGGCAAAGCUGAUAGACAAGCUGGAGAGUCUGAUGUCAGAGGGUAAAGGAGAUGAGACCUACAAGGAGCUCUUUAACAACAUAAUCCCACUGUUUGGUCCGUAUCCGAGCCUGCUGAAAAAGAUCGAGAGAGAAACAUGGAGAGAGAGUGGUGUGUCUCAUAUAGCCACGGUUACACGGCUUAUGGAGAGAUUACUCGAUUACAGGGACUGUAUGAAGAUCGGAGAGGUUGAUGGGAAAAAGAUCGGCUGUACAGUCAACCUGCUGAACUUCUACAAGACGGAGCUGAAUAAAGAGGAGAUGUACAUCCGCUACAUUCACAAGCUCUAUGAGCUCCACCUUAAAGUCCAGAACUACACAGAGGCAGCCUACACUCUGCUGCUGUAUGAUGAGCUGUUGGAGUGGACAGAGAGGCCUCUGAGGGAGUUCCUCACCUACCCCAUGCAGAGCGAGUGGCAGAGGAAAGAGUGUUUACAUCUCACCAUCAUCCAUAACUUCGAUAGGGGGAAGUGCUGGGAGAACUGUAUCAUCCUUUGCCGAGAGCUGGCCAAUCAGUACGAGGCUUACUACGACUACAGGAACCUGAGCAAAAUGAGGAUGAUGGAGGCUUCUCUCUAUGAUAAGAUAAUGAAUCAACAGAGGCUUGAACCGGAGUUCUUUAGAAUUGGGUUCUACGGCAAGAAGUUCCCCUUCUUCUUACGGAAUAAGGAGUUUGUGUGUCGGGGGAACGAUUACGAGCGCUUGGAGGCGUUUCAGCAGAGGAUGCUGAGUGAGUUUCCUCACGCCAUCGCCAUGCAGCACGCCAACCAGCCUGACCAGACCAUACUGCAGGCUGAGGCGCAGUACCUGCAGAUCUACGCGGUCACUCCUGUCCCGGAGAAUCAGGACGUGCUGCAGAGAGACGGAGUGCCGAGUAACAUCAAGAGCUUCUACAAAGUCAACCAUAUCUGGAGGUUCCGCUAUGACAGACCCUUCCACAAGGGUACUAAAGAUAAAGAGAAUGAGUUCAAGAGUCUAUGGGUGGAGAGGACCACACUGAGUCUGGCACAGAGUCUCCCAGGCAUAUCUCGCUGGUUCGAGGUGGAGAAACGGGAGCUGGUGGAGAUGAGUCCUCUGGAGAACGCCAGCGAGGUGAUUGAGAAUAAAACCCUGCAGCUGCGCACGCUGAUCGCGCAGUGCCAGACGCGGCAGAUGCAGAACAUCAACCCGCUGACCAUGUGUCUGAACGGGGUGAUCGACGCUGCAGUAAAUGGAGGACUCACUCGUUAUCAGGAGGCAUUCUUUGCAAAAGAUUACAUUUCCAAUCACCUGGAGGAUGGAGAUAAGAUCACCCGUCUCCGAGAGCUCAUGUUUGAGCAGGCACAUAUUCUGGAGUACGGCUUGGCCGUACACGAGAAAUUCGUUCCACAGGAUAUGCGUCCGCUGCACAAAAAACUCAUCGACCAGUUCCAUGUGAUGCGAUCCAGUCUAGGCAUACAGCCACAGGAGUUUCCUGCGUACGUGCGCGUCAGUCCUCUGCAUUUUGCCAACGGCAGUCCUCGAACCUGCAGGACUCCCGUCCCUAACGCCAUCAGUCCAGACGGAGGACGAAUAGUGGCACGGCGCAGCCCCCUCAGUUACCCAGCUGUCAAUCGCUACUCGUCAUCCUCACUGUCAUCACAGGCCUCCAACGAUGUGAGCAACAUCACAGGCCAGUCGGAGAGCUCGGAUGAAGUUUUCAACAUGCAGCCAAGUCCGUCUACCUCAAGCCUCAGCUCGAACCACUCCGGCUCUCAUAACGUGAACAACUCAGUUCCCUCAAGCAAUAGAGAUUCUCUUCCAUCAGCGUCUCCACUGCCAUUGGACAAACACAAACAUUCGAAAGAGAACGCAUGUCUCUCACCCAGAGACCGACUAUGCAGUGGGGUUUUCUCCAACCCUCUGGAUCCCACACAGAGGAUGAUGCCAUUCCAGAUAGACGCAAGUCUACCACGUUGUGAGGCCAGUUUCCCAACAGCAGAAACUGCAGCUCAAGGCAAGAACAUAAGGUCUCUGUCUCCUAUGCCAACCUCAAAGUCUCCUCAAAAGACCUCAGCUCCUCCCCUCACCCCAUCUCCUACUGACGGUUUGCCCACGGGCAGCUUAGCGUCCCACUCACCCGCUCGCUCGGGCAGCUACAGCAGUGGCAUCUCCUCUCUCAGCCGCUGCAGUGUGUCUGAGACGUGUGGCAUCGAUGCAGCACCUGAGCCGUCCAUGCCUGCCGUCCUGCCUGCCGAUAAUGCCAUCCGGCGCGGCAGCAAGACACCGCCGCCCUACAGCGUGUAUGAGAGGAACAACCCGCGCCGUGCCACCCCGCUGCCCCACAGCCUGUCGGUGCCACCUGCCACAGACAGCACCAACCUGCCCGCCAAACCACAACUAAGCCGCAUGCAGAGAAUCAACUCGGAGCCGCGGCACAGGAUCACGCCACGGAAAGUCUCGCAGCUGUAGAAUUGCAGAUUUAUCCAUAGCACAGGAGUAGUACCUGGAACUGUCAGUGCAGCUCAUCCAGGUUAUUGUGAAUGUUUAGUAGUAAGUUCUAAGUCACAGUGACUGGACUUUGACGUGUAGUCUUGAAGAUGUUUUGUCACUGAAAACUAAUACUCUUCCCUACGAUACCAUAAAUCCAUUCGGCUUGACUUUACCUACUAGACAGACCCAACUGAUUACGCGCGGAGCAUGUGAAGGACUAUAUUACAGAUGCAGUUUUAUUUUUUUGUAUUAAUUAAAAGAAACAUUAGCGCUUGUUUGUUUGUUUGUUUUUUACUGCAGUAACCGUCUUGCUUGCUUUAGCAAUGAAUCCAAUCUUCUUUGCGUUAUUAAUGGAUAACCUGCAUAAGUGCAGCAUUAGCUGGGCUUUAUGUUUAUUUUUUGUGAUUUUAUUAUGAUUUUUGAUUCAAUUCAUACUCAGCAUGGAGUUAUUUCCAGGAACAAUUAUUACAGCUGAACUGGAAUUGACUCAGCUUUAUAUAUCUUACAUAUUUUCCAUAAGUAUACAUUCAUGGCUAGUGAGACUCAUGUACAAGUAUAGCCGUUAAGAGAUUAGAAUUCUACUCUAAAAGGGCAUAUAGUUUACAGUUCAGUCUUUAGAUCUGGCAGGUCCACAUACCACUUUAGAGCAAAGGUCUGAAACAUACCGGUAUUUUUGAUAGAUGUACAAAAGCUCAUAUCUGUACAGUAUUCUGCUUCUUCGACAGCAUUGUUUUUAGGCCUUAUACACGGACCAAGAUGUGCAGCUAGUCCUGCAUCUUGUUUUAACCGCUUUGUCCUUUCUGGAAUGGCUGAAAGGUGCUACAUAUUUCUUAGUGUUUCUUUCUGACGUAGCCUUGUAGCUGCCGAACCUGCCUGACCGUUUAUUGUGCAAUGUAAUGAAAUUGUGUGGUCUCCAAGUAUUGUGCCAAAGAAACAAAACAGUAUUAACAUUUCUGUCGGUGGGAGUAGCUAGGGCAGCUUAGAGCUCACAUAGCCGCGUGAAUGCUUGUGCUUGACAAUGUGCUUUUUAUGCAGUGUGCUGAGGCCUAGAGUAUGAUAGCAUGAGGCAUGUACAGCAUCAAGCAAUAUAACCAGUGUAGUUUCCUCAAGAGUGUGACAUUCAAAGCACAGACUGGUUUUCAGUGAUUUCAGAACGUUUGCUCAGAAUUUGGUAAACAAAAUAUUGUGUGAACAAAAUGGCAUUUUAAAGUGUCAUUUUUUGGAGUGUAGGGGAGCUAAGAGGAAAGUGAUGUUGAGUUGUAUUUUAGUCGGUCAUGCACAAACAUUAAACCAGUUUUUGACUGCCAAAAGCACAGCGAACAUGGAAUUAAAGGAACACUACUGAUUUUUUUUUUUAUUUGAUUUUUGUCCUCGUUUAAACUUUCUUAAAGAAUGUAAAAAUAUUUUACAUUAUUAAGGAUAUAAUUUUUAUUGUUAUUUUAUUUUUUAUUUUUUUACAUUACAUUUUUUAUUUCAUAUUCAUAGAUGGAUUUUCAUUCUAAUGAUUAAGCAGGACAAAUUUAUACCACAUUUAAAACAUUUCCCCCCCCUUUUCAGAUUUUACUGACAUUAUGAUGUGUUCUCAAGGGAAUCUCAAGAAUUAACUAGGCAUGUGCUGAUGAUCAGUUAAAUUUAAAAUAGAUUGCAAUACUUAACAAUCAGUAUUAUUAUUGUGGACACUGUUUCUGUCCCAUGAGGACUGCUGUCUCCUAAUUUUCCUUAAUUUGAACAGAGUAUAAGGUGAUGUGUGAGAGAAUGUAUUUUUAAAAAGCUUAACGGUGGUAAUAUUGUAAACUGGGAUAACAGUUUAGGCAAUUACCAUGAUAUGAAAAUGUAAUAUCUGUAUAUGUGUACUGAUGCCUGAAAAGUAACCUUUCCUGUAAAAAUAUAUUACCUUCUGUGUGCCACCACAAAUGCUACAACAAAUGCAAAGCAUCUUUAGUGAAAAAGCAACAAGAGUGACAAAACUUCGAAUAGCUGUUCACUGCCGAUCUGUAAACCUAAAUCAUUUCAUGGGUUUAAAUAUAAUGGUGAUUUAAUAUUGUAAGAGACCCCAACACAAGCUUUUGACAUUUUAAUGCUUGUUUAAUCUGUUUAUAGUCGCUGUUACUACUGUGACUCUGUUUAUCAGCAUAUUGUUACUAUAAUGUUUGCACCUAUUAAGUAAAAAAAAGGAUUUUCCUAAAAAAAAUGCCCUUUACAUUGUCUGAAUUUUAUAUUUUAAAUAUACUUGAUGGAAGACAGAGUAAUAAACAUCUAGAUUAAUUUCAUACAGGGUAAUUUGAGUAAUUCCAGCACUAACAAGAAUAUUUAAAAUCAUUUUUCCACACUGAGACAGAAAAAAUAUUAGUAUGUGCCAAAAAAUUAUGAAUUUAAAACUGAGCAAUUGUAUCAGUGACACUAAUACUAACUACUAAAUACUAAUAAUAUUGAUUGAAGCUGCACAGCUAGGGCAUUUGUUUGUUUGUUUGUUUGUUUGUUGUUUGAACAUCACUGCAAUUUUAUUGAUCUUGUGAAGAAGCACAGUUUUAAGUCAUAUCGGUCAAUGGUUUCUUAAGCAAACCCAAGUAAUAGCAGCUAAAGUGGAUUCAGGCUUGGAAACGCAUGACUCUGUAAAUGGUGGUCAUUAGUACGUUGCUUGUGUGAAUGACUUGAUAAACAGUGUUGCAGUUGUGUUCACAUAUGCCUAUGCUACUAAAGUUGCUCAUUCUAGGCAAUUUUGUAAUUUUUAAUGGAUUGCCUAGUGACCACUUUUAGAAAAAUGAACUAGUAUUCUUGUAUUAUCUCUCUUUUUCCCUCACUUUGUCUCACCUUUUGUAUGGAUUAGGUUUUAUCUUUUUUUGUUCAAUUUUUUGAACCUGUAAAGUUGUACUUUAUAUCAUAUAAUGGGAUGAAAGUAUUCCAUAUAGCCCGUGUUACAGAUUUUGUACAAACUGUGUUUAUAUGAAAAUGUAACCAGUUCAUAGGCUUUGAAUGUUGCAAUGAAAAUUUUUAUUUGUAAAUGUUGACUAUUAGACAUUAAUGAAUAAAGGUUGAUUGAUGUACAAAUGGUUAAAAGAAUAAAACCAUAUUAACAUUCCACUAUUAAAAACACUUAUA
Molecule: messenger RNA, 9056 nt
Organism: Ictalurus punctatus (channel catfish)
Lineage: Eukaryota; Metazoa; Chordata; Actinopteri; Siluriformes; Ictaluridae
Gene: dock4a
Product: dedicator of cytokinesis 4
Exons: 52
Coding region: 147-5936 (1929 amino acids)
Biological process (GO): cell chemotaxis; small GTPase-mediated signal transduction
Cellular component (GO): cytoplasm; plasma membrane
Molecular function (GO): small GTPase binding; guanyl-nucleotide exchange factor activity
Source: RefSeq, a predicted model, not a curated record